AAUGAAAAAGAAGAAGAAGAACAGAACGCUGUACCAUAUGGCCGUACUAUAGAAGAAGAGAUCCAUUCCUGUGUGCUGUCUCAUCUGUUCCUCUCGUAACCAUGGCCGUGCCACUGAGACCUGCCGACGCAGGAAUUAUUCUUUCUCAAGAUCCAUGACUAUGUUUCUCCUGCUACUGCUGCUCGUCGCCAUAACAGCCUGCGUGACGGCCCUGACAAUCCUGGUGUUGUACCCUCGGGUCACUACUACAGGUAAGGAUGACACUGAAGCCAAAGAUGGAAGUCCUCCGCGACCCGAGACAAGUCGCACAAGCCGCACGCGGACUACCAGAAAGUCAUCUACUACCAUGACGACAACGACCACAUCGUUGCCUCGACAAAUGCUUUUCUGCGUGGUGGACACUCCGAUGAAGCAGCCGUUGCCAGAUGGCUUGUGCACAGUUGCAGUGCUCUCCAUCACGCAUGGCAGCUUCUUCGCGAUCGGUACUAAUGACCUAUUGGUCAAAUGGGGAGGACAUGCAAUGGACGCCGCGGUUACUGUGUAUGGCGUCGACAUCCGAACAGAGGCCCUGGCAACUGCCAAGCAGCGUCUUUUGGCUGACCCAAUCCCCUUCGAAAUCGUGUGGUCAUAUAACAUUCACAGUUUUGGUGUUCUGGACACUGAGCUCACGCCCACCACGCAAUAUGAAGCGAUUUCUGAGGUCAUCGACGUUGUGAAGAUCAUUCAGGGUCUACAGAGUAGUUUUCGUGAUGCCAAUAAAGGAUUCAGUUUUAUAGGCGUCGCUCCUCGUUAUAAGGGCAAUAAGGCUGCAAAUCUGAAACAACACAUUGACAGACUCAUUCGGGAGCUGAAACCACAUGUAGUACUAUUCCGGACGACAGACAUACGAAAUAUGAGUAUUUCGGGCCAGUACAGGAUACUUGGACCGUCGCCGUGGUACGAUCCUGAUGCCGUGGAGCAGCCAACCUUUGUAGACUCGUUGGAAUUGAAGCAAUCUGUGACGCUUCCACAAGACACCAAAGUGCUUCUGUCCUUAUCGGUAGCGGCUUUCCGGCUGAAUUGUACCUAUCCUUUUACCUUCAGCGACGUCGGAGACCAAAUGACUUGCUGCGUCGACAAGAUUCCCGUUCGAAACUUCGCAUGUCAAGAUGGCGCCGACUACUACUACUACCGCCAUGGCGAGCACGAUUACCAGAGGGCACACGAAAGGCACCUGUACGGUGGCUCCAUGGGUCUCAAAGAUUCCAAUGUUAUGGUCAUAUACGAUUCCAACAAAACAAUGUCAAGAAAGAUCUGUAACACUUCGCUUUCUUUCCAAUACACCGGCGGAUGGGCCGCGUUUGAUGUGAACGUCAUACAGGACCCAACAUGGAACGUAAACUGUGGAUCCAAAGUACCUUACCAAGGACUGAAUCCACUGCGCAAAAUUAAAGAAUACAUGGGCAGAGAAGGACACUGGACAGACUGCGACGCCAACACUCUGAGCGACACAAAUCUAUGAUGUAAAGCUCAUAUACGGAAACUGAGUAGCUUACCACAAUGAAAUUAAACCGAACCAGUGUUGUAACUCUAAAGUA
Molecule: messenger RNA, 1577 nt
Organism: Ornithodoros turicata
Lineage: Eukaryota; Metazoa; Arthropoda; Arachnida; Ixodida; Argasidae
Exons: 13
Coding region: 155-1501 (448 amino acids)
Source: RefSeq, a predicted model, not a curated record